Molecule: messenger RNA, 1911 nt
Organism: Spea bombifrons (plains spadefoot toad)
Lineage: Eukaryota; Metazoa; Chordata; Amphibia; Anura; Pelobatidae
Gene: HS6ST1
Product: heparan sulfate 6-O-sulfotransferase 1
Exons: 2
Coding region: 378-1598 (406 amino acids)
Cellular component (GO): membrane
Molecular function (GO): heparan sulfate 6-sulfotransferase activity
Source: RefSeq, a predicted model, not a curated record
AUCAUGGUGGUGUACGGACAGGAAGGAGGCUGGGAAUCAGCCGGGAGCCCCAGAUCUCUGUAGAUCUCCUGGAGAACACAACUGGGAAUAAAUGGACGGCGGGUAAGGGGAAGCUGAUCUCCGUGGGGACCUUGUUGUGAGAGAAGACCUGAAUGAUCCCCCGCUAGCUUCGUCUGUUCUCUCCUACCCUCCCUCUGCCUGCUGCAUUGGCUACUUUGUAACCACCGGGAACACUUCGGGAGCCGAUCGCAUACGCUGCCCCUGGAUCAUAAGUCUGGGAACGCGUGAGCAUUCGAGACGGUGGUUAAUCGGUGGCCCCGCGCGCACCCACACCGACGGGAGGACUGCUGCCUGCUCGCCCUGGGAGAUGGUGACAUAUGAAGUGUUUUGGAAGGACCAUGGUUGAGAGGACCAGCAAAUUUCUGCUGAUCGUGGCUGGAUCUGUGUUUUUCAUGCUGAUCUUGUACCAGUAUGUGGGGCCAGUUAUGAACUUUGGGUCACCCAGUAGAUACUACCAGGAGGAACUAGAUCUCUUCCCCACCCCAGAUCCUCACUAUGUCAAGAAGUACUUUUUCCCAGUGAGGGAUCUUGAUAGGACCCUCACCUUUGACAUGAAGGGCGACGAUGUGAUCGUGUUUCUCCACAUUCAGAAGACCGGGGGUACAACUUUUGGGAGGCAUUUAGUCCAGAACGUGAGGCUCGAAGUGCCCUGCGAUUGCAGACCUGGUCAGAAGAAGUGUACCUGCUAUAGACCCAACAGGAAGGAGACCUGGCUCUUCUCUAGGUUCUCCACUGGCUGGAGCUGUGGACUACACGCCGACUGGACGGAGCUCACCAACUGUGUCCCAGGGGUCCUGGACAAGAAGGAGACAUCAAUGAAAAUUAGAAGGAAAUUUUACUACAUCACAUUACUAAGAGAUCCCGUCUCUCGGUACCUGAGUGAGUGGAGACAUGUUCAGCGAGGUGCAACCUGGAAGACCUCGCUUCACAUGUGUGAUGGGAGGACACCUACACCCGAUGAAUUGCCCUCUUGUUAUGAAGGCACUGACUGGUCUGGGUGCACAUUGCAAGAAUUUAUGGAGUGUCCUUACAAUUUGGCAAACAAUCGGCAAGUUAGAAUGUUGGCAGACCUCAGCCUGGUGGGAUGCUACAAUAUGUCUUUUAUCCAAGAGAAAAAGCGAGCUCAGGUCCUUCUGGAGAGUGCCAAGAAAAACUUAAAGGAUAUGGCCUUUUUUGGUCUCACAGAGUUCCAGAGAAAAACUCAGUAUCUUUUUGAGCGGACUUUCCACCUCAAAUUCAUAAGACCUUUCAUGCAAUACAACAACACCAGGGCUGGUGGGGUUGACUUGGACAAUGGCACUAUCCAAAGGAUUGAGGAGCUUAAUGAUUUGGACAUGCAACUGUACGACUAUGCAAAGGAUCUUUUCCAACAGCGCUACCAAUUUAAAAGGCAAAUGGAAAGAAUGGAGCAACGGAAGAAAAAUCGCGAGGAAAGACUUCUUCAACGGUCCAAUGAGGCAUUUGCCAAAGAAGAGGCAGAGGACCAAGUGCGUUGGCCAACAGAAGACUACAUGAGCCAUAUUAUAGAGAAGUGGUGAAGCAAGAUGGACUUUUAUACUACUUUGGGAAACUGUGUUCACGUUUGUUUUUCUGUAUUAUAUACAAAAAUGAAAUUUGACUUUUUUUAUUUAAAGUUUGUAGCGCAGAGCUUUUAGUAACUUCAUUCUUAAGUAGGAUGAAAAGCUCUUAUGUAAGAUAGCGAGAAAGGGAUUACAAACUUUACUGUGUAGAAUGUUUUUGGCCUUCUUGAGUCAAUGAGGGAUAUAAACUAGUGACAGUGGUAUGCUUAAUAAUUAAAAACGACUAUACAUUCUAUAGCAACACACGCCUAGAAUAAAAUUUUCACAUAAA